GCCCCAAAUCCCGGCGUGCCGGCGCUGGGAACCCUCCUGAUCCGAGCCCGAACCCCCAAAUCCCCUCCCCAGCCCCUCCUGGAGGUCGGGGCCAGCCCGGGAGCAGCUUCUGGAGACCGGAUUUGUCACCGAGGGGUCAAUCCCGGCUCCGAGCCCUCGGCUCCUGCUCCGGAUCCCGGGAUGGAGCCGCUGGCUCCCGCCGCCCUCCUGGCCCUGCUGGUGCUGGCCCUGGGACACCCCGACCCCGCGCUGGACCGGCACUGGGAGCUCUGGAAAAAAUCCUACGGCAAGGAAUAUCACCCCCAGGAGGAUUUGCUCCGUCGCCUGACGUGGGAGAAGAACCUGUGGCUGGUGACCCUCCACAACCUGGAGCACUCCCUGGGGCUCCGCUCCUACACGCUGGGCAUGAACCACCUGGGGGACAUGACCAGCGAGGAGGUGGCAGCAUCGCUGACGGGGCUCCAGCUCCGUCCCCGUCCCCGCCGGAAUUCCGCAUUCCCAGCCCGACCCCGGCCUGCUGGGGACAUCCCCGAGGCUCUGGACUGGCGGGACAAGGGCUGUGUGACCGAGGUGAAGAACCAGGGCGCCUGCGGAUCCUGCUGGGCCUUCAGCGCCGUGGGAGCUCUGGAGGCGCAGCUGAAGCUGAAAACCGGGAAUUUGGUGUCCCUGAGCGUCCAGAACCUUGUGGAUUGCUCUGGGAUGUACGGGAACAAGGGCUGCGCCGGCGGGCUCAUGACGGACGCGUUCCAGUACAUCAUCGACAACGGCGGCAUCGAGUCCGAGGAGUCCUAUCCCUACACGGCUCAGAACGGGACGUGCCACUACAACGCCUCCGCCCGCGCCGCCUCCUGCUCCCGCUUCGUGGAGCUGCCCGAGGGCGACGAGGCCGCGCUCAGGGACGCCGUGGCCACCGUGGGCCCCGUGGCCGUGGCCAUCGACGCCACCCGGCCCAGCUUCUUCCUCUACCGCUCCGGCGUGUUUGACGACCCCCAGUGCUCGCAGGAGAAGCUGAACCACGCCGUGCUGGUGGUGGGAUACGGCUCCCUGGAAAACAAGGAAUAUUGGCUGGUGAAGAACAGCUGGGGCGUGUAUUUCGGGGACGCCGGGUACAUCCGCAUGGCCCGCAACGCCUCCAACCUCUGCGGCAUCGCCAGCUACGCCUCCUACCCGCUCAUCUAGACCCGAUCUGGACCCAAUCUGGACCUGGUCUGGACCUGCUUUGGACCUGCUCUGGACCUGAUCUGCACCUGCACUCCAGGCACCUCCCCAGAGCUCCAGAUUUCCAUGGAUUCCAUGGAUCCCUCUACUUCCAGGGUCGCUUUCCAGCGCUGGGCAUUGUCUGGUGGUUGGAUCCGUGGGUUGGGAGGGGAUCCAGAGGGUGGGAUGGGGAAAUGUUGUUGAUAAGCAUCAGGGAGUUCGUUUUUGGUGGAAAUGUGGGGGUUUGGGAGUAAAAUGGUGAUUCCUGCAGGGAUUGGUCACAGGGGCAACAGGGAGCGGGUAGGAGGAUCGUAGGGGUCGUUGGGAUCACUGGGAUGGGGUACUGGGACCACAGGGGUCACUGGGAUCACUGGGAUUGGGUACUGGGACCACAGGGGUCACUGGGAUCACUGGGAUUGGGUACUGGGACCACAGGGGUCACUGGGAUCACUGGGAUGGGGUACUGGGACCACAGGGGUCACUGGGAUCACUGGGAUUGGGAACUGGGACCACAGGGGUCACUGGGAUCACUGGGAUUGGGUACUGGGACCACAGGGGUCACUGGGAUCGGGCACGGGGUUCAUUGGGAUCAGGUAAUGGGAUCACUGGGAUCACUGGGAUUGCGUACUGGGAUCAUUGGCAUCACAAGGAUCACAGGGAUCGUUUGGAUCAUGUAAUGGGAUCACUGGGAUCACAGGAUCAUUGGGAUUGGGUACCAGGGUCAUUGGGAUCACUGGGCUCACAGGGAUCACUGGGAUCACUGCAAUUGGAUGGUGGGAUCAUUGGGAUCAGGCACAGGGAUCGUGGGGAUCAGGUACAAGGAUCACUGGGUUCACAGGGAUCAUUGGAAUUGGGUACCAGGGUAAUUGGGAUCACAAGGAUCAUUGGGAUCACUGGGAUUACUGGGAUCCCAUUAUCAGGAUCCCAGGAAUCCCAGGGAUCACAGAGAUCAGGUGCUGGGAUCACAGAGAUCAUUGGGAUUGGGGACCAGGACGACUGGGAUCACUGGGAUCAUUGGGAUCAGGUACUGGGAUCACUGGAAUCACAGGGAUCAUUGGGAUUGGGUACCAGGAUGACUGGGAUCACUGGGAUCAGGUACUGGGAUCACAGAGGUCAUUGGAAUUGGGUACUGGGAUCACAGGAAUCACUGGGAUCACGGAGAUCAUUGGGAUCAGGUACUGGGAUCACAGAGGUCAUUGGAAUUGGGUACUGGGAUCACAGGAAUCACUGGAAUCACAGGGAUCAUUGGGAUUGGGUACUGGGAUCACAGGAAUCCCUGGAAUCACAGAGAUCAUUGGGAUCUGGUACUGGGAUCACAGGAAUCCCUGGAAUCACAGAGAUCAUUGGGAUUUGGUACUGGGAUCACAGGGAUCACUGGAAUCACUGAGAUCACUGGGAUCAGGCACUGGGAUCACAGAGAUCACUGGGAUCAGGCACUGGGAUCACAGGGAUCUCUGGGAUCAUGGGUUCCUCCCUCUGGAGCUGCUGCGAUGCCGGACAUCGAUUUCCCUCCCCCGUGUGACACUGCUGGGAUUGCAGAUAUUCCAUGGAAAAUAAAAGAUUUGCA
Melospiza georgiana is the source of this 2764-nucleotide messenger RNA. RefSeq names its product cathepsin S-like. Gene Ontology annotation, molecular function: cysteine-type endopeptidase activity. The record is from RefSeq and is a predicted model, not a curated record. Gene Ontology annotation, biological process: immune response. Bases 181 to 1179 code for a protein of 332 amino acids. Gene Ontology annotation, cellular component: lysosome. NCBI's taxonomy places the organism in Eukaryota, Metazoa, Chordata, Aves, Passeriformes, Passerellidae. The transcript is spliced from 11 exons.